UCAGUUUUGUGAGCGGGACAGCAGUGUCAAUAUCUUCAAUCCACAACUGUUGUACAAGCACGCUCUAAGUCCGGUACAUUCAUACGUGUCCGAACUUUAGUGUGUGCCACUGUCAUCUUUCUUCGGGCUCUGAUGCAUUCUCCGUAUUUUCAGGGAAGCUGUCUUUGCCUACCUCAUGGACUCUCAUCUGUCACUCUUAUAAAAGAACCGAACACAUGGUCUCUGUUUUGGACAUCAAUUCUGAAGCAUACGCCAAACAGAAGGCCUUGUUAGACUCACAAUCAUGGUAUCAUCACGCUCUUUCCCGAGAGGGCGCGGAAGCCAGAAUCCGCCGAAAUGGCGAGUUCUUAGUUCGAGAGUCGAUGCACAAGCAUGGCGAGUUUGUGCUGACCACAAAGUGGAACGGGCGCUUUUUUCACAUGUUGAUAACUAAUUGUACUCCACCACUUGGUGUCGACCCCGCUACUUUGCACUUUACUCUGGGUGAGUAUGUUAAACCAUCAAUUGUCGAACUUGUUCGCUUCCAUUGGAUCAACCAAUUGCCAAUGACUAGGCAUUCUGAAGCUAUUAUUUGCCGUCCUGUACUCUAUUCAGGUUUUAUACCACAUCUGAGUGUUGAUUCGCGCCCGUUUCAGGCUGAGACAGAAGCGGUCUCCAAAGGUGUGUCUAAAGCUUCGGGGCGUCAACUAAGUGCGUCCGGACCGACGGGCUCAAUGUUUAACCUCGAAUUGGUUGGGUCCCAAAGUGAAGUCCCACGAAAGGGUGCAAGUGUAACAGACUUGCGUUGCCAGUCUUAUAUGGAACCAGAAUGUUUUGACAAUUGUCUUCUUAGUUCCAGCACCUUGAGCUCUUCCAUGUCAGCCCGUAUGGAGCGAAGCAUACACAGUCCGUUGCCUUCAUCUUUAAAUGAUGUAAGGUUUGCUGGUGGAACUACGCCAUCUACAGCUACAUCUCCAACGGCAAGGAAAGUAUCUGGAAUUAGUCGCAAACAGAUUCGCUAUGUGGAAAUGUCUGAUGCACCAAACACACCUCUAACAAACCAUUCUGUAGAGCGUAGCGAACCGCCAUCAACCAUGGUAAAGCUGACGUCGGAAUCGGUAAAGCCAAAUGGUUGUACGGACUAUGACCUGACCCGUCCUUUUCCCGCUGAGCUGGCAGUCCUCAUAGGCCAACCCGAACGUGCGUUGGACGAUAAAGUGUGGAAACGUUUGAGCAUAUUUUUCUGCCAUGAAGAAUGGAACCAACAGUCAUUUAAGCCAUUCAACUACGCCGGGCAUUUGGCGUUGGAGCUAAUCCGACUGGUUACCGGCUCAUUGAAGUUUUCGGAGUCGCAACUAUCGGGAAGUUUGUUAAGGAGGAUAGAGGAUGUUCUCCUUACACGAACAGUUAGACAGGAUCUCUUGAUAAGAGAUCGUUUUCUCUAUUUGUUUGUGAUAGCCACGGUUCUGUUCUCGUCGGGUCCAACUCAGCGCCUGGGCGCACUCAAAUUUUGGUUAGAGGUCGUACAAUGUUCCAACACAAUUUUUCGUGAUCGGCAUGACUUGAAUGCUGUUCUUGGUGCUUUGUUCUCUCCUCAGCUGCGUGAACUUAAAUCCAUGUGGGAAGACUUAUCACUGGAGCAUUCAACUAACUUCAACAGCAAGGUCAUGGAGGAGUUGCACUCGCAAUACACGAGUACUGGGGGCACGCACAACUCUGCUGCGGACACGGUAUCAACAAUGGUGCUUGAAGUGGACUUCAGCACACAACUUCCCAAUCUUAUCCCACUGUUUCUGCAUGACAGACCCGUCUCUAUGCCUUUCCAGCCAGAGGUUUCCGGCCAAAGCAUAGUGGAUGAUCCAUGGAUUCGUGAGCUCGAGUCUGCUUGGAAAGAAAAGGAUCCCGUCCUAGCAGCCUUGGUACGCAGCGAAACCAUACUGAAGUUACUGAUGGGACCGAUCAAGCUGGAACGUGGACCUGUGUUAGAUGCGCUGUACAACAAAGUGGAUUACGUACUCAUGGAGAUGAGCAAAGUGAUCCAAUCGACUUGACUCCGUCCGAUACGAACUCCAAACUAUACAUAUCAUCCCGACAACUUGCCUUCAUUGUCCUUUUGUGACUUGACAAUCUUCAUGAAAAAUUUGACAAUACAAGUUCUUUUGUGAUAGCGAAAUAUUGCAUCAACUUUUAAGAUACAAACAGUCGAAAAGGAAGUGUAAUUUCCAGAGAAAAGUCAUAUCGCUGAAAGCACUGAUUAGCGGGAGGCAUGGGGGAAUACAUCAGCGAGAACAUUCGAGCAAUUGAUUUAGUCCCUCAAUGACUUCUUGCACUGCUUGGUAUUGAAGGCAAUUCAGUGGUUUGACCAACUUCGGUAUGGCUUGUUGAGCGAUGAAUUCGAGGUUCAUGAGAACGAACGGCUUCUGGAAAUAAAGAGUACCGGAAGGCGUAAAAUGCUAUAGAAAAAGAAAACCAACAACAAACUUAUUCGACUAACCUCAACAACUCUCUGGUCGUCAAUUCUGUAUUCAUAGUUGAGAGACUAUAUAUAUUCAGUUUAGGGUCAGGCAGGUUUCCG
Messenger RNA from Opisthorchis viverrini, 2554 nucleotides. RefSeq lists its product as hypothetical. The coding region runs from base 216 to 2030 and encodes 604 amino acids. Gene Ontology annotation, biological process: small GTPase-mediated signal transduction; positive regulation of peptidyl-serine phosphorylation. The transcript has 6 exons. The record is from RefSeq and is a predicted model, not a curated record. Lineage: Eukaryota; Metazoa; Platyhelminthes; Trematoda; Opisthorchiida; Opisthorchiidae. Gene Ontology annotation, molecular function: guanyl-nucleotide exchange factor activity.